CUUCUCCAGGCUCGCUCGGGCCGCGGCGCUCUCGGCUAGCUGCAGCGGCGGCGGCGCGGAGGGGAAGGCGUCCAGGAUGCGGUGCGGGGCGGCCCGGUGCCCCCCCGCCCCGUCACGGCAGCCGCGGCGGCCGAGGGGACCGGGCCAGGGCCGGGGGCGGCGGCCCGAGCCGCGGUAGCGGCGGCGGCGGGAGGGGCGGCCUGAGGGCGGACGGGCGGGCGCCCGGGUUGCGGGGGCUCGGUGCCGCUCCGCACUGCCCGGCCCGUCUCGGCCCCGGCGCCAUGAGUGGCGGCGGCGGCGGAGGGGGCUCGGCGCCCAGUCGCUUCGCCGACUACUUUGUCAUCUGCGGACUGGACACGGAGACCGGGCUGGAGCCGGACGAGUUGUCGGCAUUAUGCCAGUACAUACAGGCUUCUAAAGCCAGGGAUGGUGCCAGCCCUUUCAUUUCAAGUACGACUGAAGGAGAAAAUUUUGAGCAGACACCAUUGAGAAGAACAUUCAAAUCUAAGGUCCUUGCACGAUAUCCUGAGAACGUAGAAUGGAAUCCCUUUGACCAAGAUGCAGUAGGAAUGCUAUGUAUGCCCAAAGGGCUGGCAUUCAAGACCCAGGCUGAUCCCAGAGAGCCCCAAUUCCAUGCCUUUAUUAUCACAAGGGAGGAUGGCUCUCGGACAUUUGGGUUUGCCCUCACAUUUUAUGAAGAGGUGACUAGCAAGCAGAUCUGCAGUGCAAUGCAGACCCUCUACCACAUGCACAAUGCUGAGUAUGAUGUCCUACAUGCUCCCCCUGCUGAUGACAGAGACCAGAGCAGCAUGGAGGAUGGUGAAGACACUCCUGUGACCAAACUGCAGCGCUUCAACUCCUAUGACAUUAGCCGGGACACUCUCUACGUCUCUAAGUGCAUCUGCCUCAUCACACCCAUGUCUUUCAUGAAGGCAUGUCGGAGCGUGCUGGAGCAACUCCACCAGGCAGUCACUUCACCUCAGCCCCCUCCACUGCCCCUUGAGAGCUACAUAUACAACGUACUCUACGAGGUGCCACUCCCACCUCCUGGCCGGUCCUUGAAGUUUUCUGGGGUCUAUGGGCCAGUAAUCUGCCAGAGACCAAGUACCAAUGAGCUUCCCCUAUUUGACUUUCCUGUCAAAGAGGUUUUUGAACUGCUCGGGGUGGAGAAUGUGUUUCAGCUUUUUACUUGUGCCCUUCUGGAGUUUCAAAUACUGCUCUACUCACAGCAUUACCAGAGACUGAUGACUGUGGCGGAGACGAUUACAGCUCUCAUGUUUCCUUUCCAGUGGCAGCAUGUCUAUGUCCCUAUUCUCCCAGCUUCUCUCCUGCAUUUCUUAGAUGCUCCUGUUCCAUACCUGAUGGGUUUGCAUUCCAAUGGCCUGGAUGACCGGUCAAAGCUGGAGCUGCCUCAAGAGGCUAACCUCUGCUUUGUGGACAUUGACAACCACUUCAUUGAGUUGCCAGAGGACUUGCCACAGUUUCCCAACAAAUUGGAGUUUGUCCAGGAAGUCUCUGAGAUUCUCAUGGCAUUUGGAAUUCCCCCUGAAGGGAAUCUUCAUUGCAGUGAGAGUGCCUCCAAGCUGAAGAGGCUGCGGGCCUCUGAGCUUGUCUCAGACAAGAGGAAUGGGAACAUUGCUGGCUCCCCUUUGCAUUCCUACGAGCUUCUUAAGGAGAAUGAAACUAUUGCCCGGCUGCAAGCCUUGGUCAAGAGAACUGGGGUGAGCCUGGAAAAGUUGGAAGUGCGUGAAGACCCCAGCAGCAAUAAGGAUCUCAAAGUUCAGUGUGAUGAGGAAGAACUCAGGAUUUACCAGCUAAACAUUCAGAUCCGGGAAGUUUUUGCAAAUCGUUUCACUCAGAUGUUUGCAGAUUAUGAGGUGUUUGUCAUCCAACCCAGCCAGGAUAAGGAAUCCUGGUUUACCAACAGGGAGCAAAUGCAAAACUUUGAUAAAGCAUCUUUUCUGUCAGAUCAGCCUGAGCCCUACCUGCCCUUCCUCUCAAGAUUCCUGGAGACCCAGAUGUUUGCAUCUUUCAUUGACAACAAAAUAAUGUGUCAUGAUGAUGAUGAUAAAGACCCUGUACUCCGGGUAUUUGAUUCCCGAGUUGACAAAAUCAGGCUGUUGAAUGUUCGGACACCUACUCUCCGUACAUCCAUGUACCAGAAGUGUACCACUGUGGAUGAAGCAGAGAAAGCAAUUGAGCUGCGUCUGGCAAAAAUUGACCAUACUGCAAUUCACCCACAUUUACUUGACAUGAAGAUUGGACAAGGGAAAUAUGAGCCGGGCUUCUUCCCUAAGCUGCAGUCUGAUGUACUUUCCACUGGGCCAGCCAGCAACAAGUGGACGAAAAGGAAUGCCCCUGCCCAGUGGAGGCGGAAAGAUCGGCAGAAGCAGCACACAGAACACCUGCGUUUAGAUAAUGACCAGAGGGAGAAGUACAUCCAGGAAGCCAGGACUAUGGGCAGCACUAUCCGCCAGCCCAAACUGUCCAACCUCUCUCCAUCAGUGAUUGCCCAGACCAAUUGGAAGUUUGUAGAGGGCCUGCUGAAGGAAUGCCGCAAUAAGACCAAGAGGAUGCUGGUGGAAAAGAUGGGCCGAGAAGCUGUGGAGCUAGGGCAUGGGGAGGUGAACAUCACAGGGGUGGAAGAGAACACCCUGAUUGCCAGCCUUUGUGAUCUCCUGGAAAGGAUCUGGAGUCAUGGACUACAAGUGAAACAGGGGAAAUCAGCCUUAUGGUCCCACCUGUUACAUUAUCAGGACAACCGGCAGAGAAAACUCACAUCAGGAAGCCUCAGUACCUCAGGAAUACUUCUUGAUUCAGAACGUAGGAAGUCUGAUGCCAGCUCACUCAUGCCUCCCCUGAGGAUCUCCCUGAUUCAGGAUAUGAGGCACAUCCAGAACAUCGGGGAAAUCAAGACUGAUGUGGGAAAGGCCAGAGCAUGGGUGCGACUGUCCAUGGAAAAAAAGUUACUUUCCAGACACCUGAAGCAGCUCCUCUCAGACCAUGAGCUCACCAAAAAGUUAUAUAAGCGCUAUGCCUUCCUGCGCUGUGAUGACGAGAAGGAGCAGUUCCUCUAUCACCUCCUGUCUUUCAAUGCCGUCGAUUACUUUUGCUUCACCAAUGUCUUCACAACUAUCCUGAUCCCGUACCACAUUCUGAUCGUACCAAGCAAGAAGCUGGGGGGCUCCAUGUUCACUGCCAACCCAUGGAUCUGUAUAUCAGGAGAAUUGGGUGAGACACAGAUCCUGCAGAUUCCCAGGAAUGUGCUAGAGAUGACCUUCGAGUGCCAGAACUUGGGGAAGCUUACUACUGUCCAGAUUGGCCAUGAUAACUCUGGACUGUAUGCCAAAUGGCUGGUGGAGUAUGUGAUGGUCAGGAAUGAGAUCACAGGACAUACCUACAGGUUCCCGUGUGGCCGGUGGUUAGGGAAGGGCAUGGAUGAUGGAAGCCUGGAGCGGAUCCUAGUUGGGGAGCUGCUCACAUCCCAGCCUGAGGUGGAUGAGAGGCCAUGCCGGACCCCGCCGCUGCAGCAGUCCCCCAGUGUCAUCCGGAGGCUUGUUACCAUCUCACCCAACAACAAGCCCAAGCUGAACACUGGGCAGAUCCAGGAGUCCAUCGGGGAGGCAGUCAAUGGCAUUGUGAAGCACUUCCAUAAGCCUGAGAAAGAGCGAGGCAGUCUGACGCUGUUGCUCUGUGGAGAGUGUGGCCUUGUCUCGGCCUUGGAACAGGCUUUCCAGCAUGGAUUUAAAUCGCCCCGGCUCUUCAAAAAUGUCUUCAUUUGGGAUUUCCUGGAAAAAGCACAAACCUAUUAUGAGACAUUAGAGCAGAAUGAAGUAGUCCCUGAGGAAAACUGGCAUACAAGAGCCCGGAACUUCUGCCGAUUUGUCACUGCAAUCAACAAUACUCCCCGGAACAUCGGCAAGGAUGGCAAGUUUCAGAUGCUGGUGUGCUUGGGAGCCAGGGUUAUCGUGAAGAUUAAAUCUCUUAUGUCAGUGCCAGCACAUGCUGAGUGUUAUGUGAGAGAUCACCUCCUACACCACUGGAUUGCCCUGCUGGCUGACUGCCCCAUCACUGCACACAUGUAUGAGGAUGUGGCACUGAUCAAAGACCAUACACUUGUCAAUUCCUUGAUUCGUGUGCUGCAGACAUUGCAGGAGUUCAACAUCACGCUGGAGACGUCCCUUGUCAAGGGCAUCGACAUCUGACCUCCCAGCACCAGCCAGCAGCAGGACUGAGAAAGACUCACCCUGCAGCUCUGACCUUUCUUCCCAAAGGGACUUUAGCGAUUGUGCAGGAGUAGGAGACAAAAUGUACACUCACUGUAAAAAGAAAACUAGAGGAUUUUUGGAAUAAAUAAUCUAUUUUAGAGUUUAUUUGCUGAUUUGCUUUUUACACACUUUCAUGUGAAAGAGUGAUAGGGAGAGGGAGCGAGGCUGGUGCCGCUUAUUUUGAAGCUGGUGCCCUCCCUCGCCGUGGCCACAUGCUGGAAGCCUGAGGCCUCCCUGGACUGAGCCUGUGGCACUGCGUGCGGGACAGUUAUGUUUCCUUGCCCCGUCGCAUUAAUGAGGCCCUUCCACAUCAUUUUUAAACUAAUGUUUUUCUAUAUUAACAUUAUUAUGGAUAUUUGGCUUUCAUAGGCCACACACAGGUGUGCUGCGCGGGAAGCCCCAUGCUCCAAUCAAAGGGAUUUUUAGUAGUGCCUCUAAGCAAGCACUGAUGAGUCAGUCCCACGUAUUUUCUUUUUUGUCAGUAUUAUUUGGGAAGGAGACAUGCCGGGAUGUGUCAUCGUGCCAAAUACCACAUUUCCUGUUGGCACAGUUUCACAGAAGUAAACAUAAGCAUGUUUUAACAGGUUUUUCUUUUCUUUUUUCUUUUUUAAAAUGUUUUAUUUAUUUAACCCGCCAUUGUGUGUUUUUAAGUAUUUUCUUUUUUUAAGGAAAGGAAAAGCUUGUCACAAUCUAACUGGCUAUGUUAUUAUUAUUAAAUUUAUGUUUUGCAACUUAGAAACCAGCUACAUACAGUAUGGCCCACUUAAUAAAACACCUGAAACAAAAA
Messenger RNA from Pan troglodytes (chimpanzee), 5055 nucleotides. It is a transcript of the gene DENND5A, whose product is annotated as DENN domain containing 5A. Gene Ontology annotation, molecular function: small GTPase binding; guanyl-nucleotide exchange factor activity. Gene Ontology annotation, cellular component: trans-Golgi network. NCBI's taxonomy places the organism in Eukaryota, Metazoa, Chordata, Mammalia, Primates, Hominidae. Bases 282 to 4205 code for a protein of 1307 amino acids. The record is from RefSeq and is a predicted model, not a curated record. The transcript is spliced from 24 exons. Gene Ontology annotation, biological process: retrograde transport, endosome to Golgi.